Molecule: messenger RNA, 516 nt
Organism: Microthlaspi erraticum
Lineage: Eukaryota; Viridiplantae; Streptophyta; Magnoliopsida; Brassicales; Brassicaceae
Source: the annotation of a GenBank genome assembly
AUGUUAGGAUACACCGCCCACCAAAAUCUUUCCAAGUUCCUAAACAACAAGUAUGCGUUGGCUUUUCAAGCAAUGGCAUGGUCCCUCCUGGCGGGGCUUUUCCUCGAAACCUUCUUCUUCGCAGAUGAUGACGUGAACGUAGAGAACCUCGUGUAUAUCUUUACGAUACAACUGGUCUUUUUGAUCGUGCCACUGUCCGACCUGCGUCCGACGAGGUGGAGGCCCAUAACCAACCUCUUUGAGAAGAUGCGUCAUGUACGGACGCUCGCCGGCCACUUUCUGGACAUGAUCGUCGUUUAUGGCUACACGGUUCUGAAGUCCGAUUUGCCUACGGACAAGGGAGGAGGAUUCUGGCGUCUCAUACUCGCCGCCGUCUCUCUCUACUUUUGCAUCUCCGCAAACUCAGAGCUGCUCCGUAUUAAAGACCGAGGUAUGAUUAAUGGGGCGGCCUCGGUAAUCAUCCUGACUUCGAUGCAAAGCCUUGGGAUCUUCUGCAAAUUCCAAUUGCGACGCUGA